UCACACGGUGACUUUUGUGCGACACACGGAAAGCUGUGUGAGAUGACGGUCAGAGCGGACAGCACAAGAAGCGAAUAAAUAUCAACUGAAACUCAAUUCUUCCUCUGGGCCCUAGCGCAUAAAACAUCUUUAUACGCCCUAUAUUGUUACAAUUUGUAGCAAGGCGAGGAUAAAGAUAUGGAUGGCAGCAAACCGUCCCUUCCAAUCGUAUACCAAGCGGUACAGGCUCUUUACCAUGAUCCAGACCAUACCGGUAAAGAGAGAGCCUCUGUAUGGCUCGAGGAGCUUCAAAGAUCGAUGUACGCAUGGGAGGUGUCAGACCAGCUGUUGCAGCUGAAGCAGGAUGUGGAGUCCUGCUACUUUGCAGCCCAAACCAUGAAGAUGAAGAUCCAGACCUCAUUCUAUGAGCUUCCUCCCGAGACGCACAUAGCCCUGCGUGACUCCCUGCUCUCACACAUACAGAACCUGAAAGAUCUGUCACCUGUUAUAAUCACUCAGCUUGCCUUAGCAAUUGCUGACUUGGCUCUGCAGAUGGCUUCAUGGAAGGGCUGUGUUCACACACUGAUUGAAAAGUAUGGUGAUGACAUCAGCGCAAUGCCCUUCCUGAUUGAGAUCCUCACUGUCUUACCGGAGGAGGUGCACAGCCGCUCCCUACGCAUUGGUGCAAACAGGCGCACAGAAAUAAUUGAGGACCUAGCGAUGUGCUCAAACACUGUGAUCGCCUUGUUGGUGACGUGUGUGGAGAAGGCGGGCGAUGACGAGAAGAUGUUGAUAAAGGUGUUCCGCUGCUUGGGGAGCUGGUUUAACCUCGGAGUGCUCGACAGCAACUUCAUGGCCAGUAACCAGCUCAUCAUGGUGCUCUUCCAAGUUCUGCAAAGACAUGAUACAUCCACAAAUUUGCACGAGGCUGCCUCGGAUUGCGUGUGUUCAGCGCUUUACGCCAUCGAGACUGUGGACGCGCACGUCCCCUUGGCAAUGCAGCUUUUUAAAGGCGUGUUGACACUGGAGACUGCCUACCACAUGGCCGUGGCCAGAGAAGACUUGGACAAAGUGCUGAAUUACUGCCGUAUCUUCACGGAGCUGUGCGAGACCUUUAUGGAGAUCACAGUCAGGAGUCCAGGCCAAGGCAUGGGGGACCUGCGCACCCUUGAGCUGCUCCUCAUUUGUGCUGGACAUCCACAAUAUGAGGUGGCUGAGAUUUCCUUUAAUUUCUGGUAUCGUCUGGGGGAGCAUCUGUAUAAAACCAACAACCCAGCGCUUCACAGUGUCUUCAGACCUUACAUCCAGAGACUUCUGCACAGCCUGGCUCGCCAUUGUCAGCUGGAUCCUGAUCAUGAGGGCAUACCUGAGGACACCGAUGACUUUGGUGAGUUCAGGAUGAGGGUUUCGGACCUGGUGAAGGACGUCAUCUUCCUAGUCGGCUCAGUGGAAUGUUUUUCACAGCUUUACUCCACUCUAAAGGAGGGCAGCCCCCCCUGGGAGGUCACCGAGGCCGUUCUCUUCAUCAUGGCGGCCAUCGCAAAGAGUGUCGACCCAGAAAACAACCCCACCCUGACCGAGGUGCUGGAGCAGAUCGUGCUGUUGCCCCAGUCGGUGCACAUGGCUGUGCGCUACACCAGCAUCGAGCUAGUGGGGGAGAUGAGUGAAGUGGUCGACCGCAACCCACGCUUCUUAGAUCCUGUUUUAAAUUACCUGAUGAAAGGUCUAAGGGAAAAACCUCUGGCGUCAGUGGCAGCCAAAGCCAUCCACAACAUUUGCUCCGUUUGCCGAGACCACAUGGCCCAACACUUUCAGGGCCUGCUUGACAUCGCCCGCUCGCUCGACUCCUUUGCUCUCUCCUCUGACGCUGCUGUUGGCCUGCUUAAAGGUACUGCCUUAGUCUUAGCACGACUCCCUCUAGAGAAAAUCGCUGAGUGUCUGAGUGACCUCUGUGCUGUGCAAGUCAUGGCACUGAAGAAGCUGCUGGCUCAGGAAUCCAGUAAUGGCAAGACGGCAGACCCUACCGUGUGGCUGGACAGGCUAGCAGUGAUUUUCCGACACACAAACCCCAUGGUAGAAAAUGGUCAGACACACCCAUGCCAGAAAGUCAUUCAGGAGAUCUGGCCAGUGCUCUCUGAGACACUGAAUGCACACCAGGCUGAUAAUCGAAUUGUGGAGCGUUGCUGCCGCUGUUUACGGUUUGCCGUGCGCUGCGUGGGCAAGGGCUCCGCCUCGCUCCUACAGCCCCUCGUCACACAGAUGGUGAGUGUGUACCAAGUCUACCCCCACUCGUGUUUCCUCUAUCUGGGGAGCAUUCUGGUGGACGAGUACGGGAUGGAGGAAGGCUGCAGACAAGGACUACUGGAUAUGCUGCAGGCUCUAUGCAUGCCUACAUUCCAGCUCCUGGAACAGCCAAAUGGGCUGCGUAACCACCCUGACACCGUGGAUGAUCUUUUCAGACUGGCCACAAGGUUUGUCCAGCGUAGUCCUGUCACGCUCCUCAGUAGCAACAUCAUCAUCCACAUCAUCCAGUGCGCCAUCGCUGCCACUACCCUGGACCACCGGGAUGCCAACUGCAGCGUCAUGAAGUUCAUUCGGGAUCUCGUCCACACGGGAGUAUCCAAUGAUCACGAGGAUGACUUUGAAGUGCGGAAGCAGUUGAUUGGCCAGGCCAUGGAGCAGCACGGCCCCCAGCUGGUGACGCAGCUGGUGCACUCCUGCUGCUUCUGCUUGCCGCCGUACACGCUCCCCGACGUGGCCGAGGUCCUCUGGGAGAUCAUGGUGUUCGACCGGCCGACUUUUUGUCGCUGGCUGGAAACUGCACUGAAGGGUCUUCCCAAGGAGACAUCGGGCGGUGCAGUGACUGUCACUCACAAGCAGUUGACAGAUUUUCACAAGCAGGUGACCAGUGCAGAGGAAUGCAAGCAGGUGUGCUGGGCGAUCAGAGAGUUCACCAGACUGUACCGAUAGCAUGGCAGCCACGUCGUCUCCAUACCAGGUCAGAUCUUUUGUUUGCAAGCAUUCAGUAAUGAUGUUAACUGCAGAAGAGAAACUUAAAGGGAACUCCUCCUUCGUGAAGGACAUGGUGGGUCUUGGCACUUUGGCUCUGCGGAAAAAGCCCAUGGGAUGUAUCACAGCUUUGGCGUGACUGACAGGGUAAACAGAAACGUGCAUUUGCCUUGGUUUGGUUUGGGAAAAACCAGAAGAGCCCUCUCUCUCCCUUUGCCACUUGACUCCUCCCUCCCCAACCACACACCGAUACCCACUGUUGCCACCACGAGCGCGAGACGAGACGAGGCGAUGGGAGGGCACACUCCUCUGCUGUGAGGCGUGUGAUCAAUCUGGUGAGGAGAGCAGUCUGACUCCAGUUGGAUUUAAUUCAGCAGCGGUUGGAUUUCUGCGUUUUAAGAAAGAAAGAAAAAAAAAACACAUGUGCAUACAUACACAAACACCACACAAAAGCAAACACAGAAAAAGAUGUGCCUGGUUGCAAAUGAUAAUGCAUUAUUGAAAAAAAAACAAAAGACUUGUAAGUUUUUAAAAAAGCAAAAUGGAGAAAUGAUUUAUUUUCAUGGACGUGUCUUUAAAAAGCAAAGCUAGCUUUGCUGUCUGUGCCAUAAGAGAGAAAAAUCAAAGACAGCAGCUGCCUGUGGGACAGGAGGAAAAAAAGUUGUCGUCCUGGGAGAUAUGGAGUCACGUUUGACCCUUUUAAAAAGUUGGCUGAAGUUUUAAUAUGGACUGCCUGCAGGCUAAGCUGUAUUAUAAACAGAUUUUUUUUUUUUUGUUCCAUCAGCAUCUUUUGGCAUUGCCCAUUCUAGACUUAUGUAAUCUGGCAAUGUGUAGAUAUCUUGUGAUCAAUUAAAAAAGAAAUUGAGGAACAAAUGAAAA
Engraulis encrasicolus (European anchovy) is the source of this 3867-nucleotide messenger RNA. RefSeq names its product transportin 3 (gene tnpo3). Bases 178 to 2949 code for a protein of 923 amino acids. The transcript has 23 exons. Gene Ontology annotation, cellular component: cytoplasm. NCBI's taxonomy places the organism in Eukaryota, Metazoa, Chordata, Actinopteri, Clupeiformes, Engraulidae. Gene Ontology annotation, molecular function: small GTPase binding. The record is from RefSeq and is a predicted model, not a curated record. Gene Ontology annotation, biological process: protein import into nucleus.